This is a messenger RNA of Triticum aestivum (bread wheat), 2028 nucleotides long. Its product is annotated as G-type lectin S-receptor-like serine/threonine-protein kinase SD2-5. Gene Ontology annotation, biological process: protein phosphorylation. Lineage: Eukaryota; Viridiplantae; Streptophyta; Magnoliopsida; Poales; Poaceae. The record is from RefSeq and is a predicted model, not a curated record. The transcript has a single exon. Gene Ontology annotation, molecular function: protein kinase activity; ATP binding. The coding region runs from base 708 to 1964 and encodes 418 amino acids.
CUUCGAUCAAAGUAACAGGUCAGUCUGGCAGUCAUUCGAUCACCCGACAGAUACUUUGCUUCCCAUGCAGCCACUGUUGGAGGGAAUGACCCUGAGGUCUAACUCCUCCUUCACCUACCGGAGUGCCAGAGACAGAUUUUACUUCACUGUUCUUUCUGGUGGUCUAUCUGCUUAUGUUGGAUCUGCCCAACCUCAGGAAUACUAUGCACUUCCGGCAUCUAUUGGAAACAACUCAUACAUCACCCUUGUGAACAGUAGUCUCACCGUCUUUGACGCAGCCUCCAGGCCACAGAUAUUGUUAAACUUGCAUCCUCUAUGGGCUUCACUUUUUCAGUUCAUCAGGUUUGAGUCUGACGGCCAUCUCAGGUUAUACGACUGGGUAGACGGAGACCUAGAGAUGAUGUUGGUACCACGCGAUGUCUUACAACAGGAAGACUGUGAUUACCCAACUGCAUGUGGGGAGUAUGGCAUCUGCUCGGGAGGCCAGUGCUCCUGCCAACUUCAAAUAACGCGACAUAUUUUAAGCAGAUCAUCAACCAGUCACCCAAUCUUGGUUGUGUACUGGAAACCCCAAUUUCCUGCCAAUCUAUGCAAGAUCACAGACUCGUAGCUUUUCCUGAUUUGUCUUACUUCUAUCAGAACAACUCCAUAGAAGCACAAGAGAGUGAUGAGGAGACAUGUAAGCUCUCUUGCUUGAGGACUUGCUCAUGCAAAGCUGCCAUGUUUCGCUCCUACGGUCCAAAUGCUGGUGGUUGUUCCUUGUAAAACAAGUCCUUACACUACAGGCAGGUUAUUCAGUCGGGAAUAAUUCAGCAUAUCUGAAAAUCCAGAUGACACAUCCACCUCAGACAGCAAAGCGAAGGGUGCUUUUAGGUCCCCUGCUUGCAGGAUCAAUUGCUUUACUAAUCCUGCUUAUCUUUGCCUUGUGGAUCAUAAGAAGGCGAUAUCAAGAAAAAGAUGAGGAAUUCACCAACAUACCUGGAAUGCCCUCGAGAUUCACCUUUGAGAAGCUGAAAGUAACAACCAACAAAUUCAGCGACAAACUCCGCGAAGGAGGAUUUGGCUCAGUUUUCAAGGGGCAGUUAGGCGAAGAGACUGUUGCCAUAAAACAGUUGGACAGAGCUGGUCAGGGAAAGAAGGAAUUCUUGGCAGAAGUCCAGAUAAUUGGUUGCAUUCAGCACAUCAAUUUGGUCAAGCUGGUUGGCUUCUGUGCAGAGAAAUCACAUAGGCUCUUGGUUUAUGAGUAUAUGCCAAGAGGGUCGCUCGAAAAGUGGAUCCAUUACAAACAUAACAGUACUCCCCUUGAUUGGUGUACAAGACGCAAGAUUGUUACUGACAUUGCCAAGGGCCUCUCUUACCUUCAUGAGGAUUGUAGGCAGAGGAUUGCUCAUCUGGACAUCAAACCACAUAACAUCCUCUUAGAUGACAACUUCAAUGCAAAGGUGUCCGAUUUUGGGCUGUCCAAGCUGAUAGACAGGGAAGAUAGUCAAGUAAUGACCAGAAUGAGGGGAACACCUGGGUAUAUGGCACCUGAGUGGUUGACAUCUCAAAUCACUGAGAAGGUUGAUGUCUACAGCUUUGGUGUUGUGGUCAUGGAGAUCAUCAGCGGAAGAAAGAACCUGGACUACUCUCAACCAGAAGGAAGCGUACAACUCAUUACCUUGCUUCAGGGGAAGGCGGAGAACGGCCAGCUGGAAGACAUGAUCGAUGGAAACAGCGAUGACAUGCACUUACACAAGGAGGAAGUGGUUGAGGUGAUGAAGCUAGCAAUGUGGUGUUUGCAGAGUGACAAAAACAGAAGGCCUGCCAUGUCACUGGUGGUGAAGGUCAUUGAAGGAGAGAGGGAUGUGGAAGCCAAUUUGGAUUACAACUUCUUUGACCUGAGCCCUGCGAUCUCUGUUCCAGUAUGCCGGUCCACUUCUUCAGCUGUACCUGCCGCAUCAAUUCUCUCAGCCCCCAGAUGAACUUGUAAACAUGUAACUCUGCCAUGUGGAGCCAUAUUUGCCAGUCUUGUUGAAAACAGCUAUU